Messenger RNA from Sitodiplosis mosellana (orange wheat blossom midge), 859 nucleotides. RefSeq lists its product as uncharacterized. Gene Ontology annotation, molecular function: protein binding. NCBI's taxonomy places the organism in Eukaryota, Metazoa, Arthropoda, Insecta, Diptera, Cecidomyiidae. The transcript has 2 exons. The annotation marks the transcript as partial. The record is from RefSeq and is a predicted model, not a curated record.
AUGGAUAAGGUGAAGAUUGGCGAUGUAUUGGCCGCUACUUUCAAGCAAUUUCUGCAGUUUUUCUACUUUGGUCAAGUCAAGCUGACGAUGGAAAACGUCACUGCAGUGAUGAAUCUCGGUGAAAUGUACAAUGUGGCCGGGUGUAUGGCGGUUUGCAGCAAGUUCCUGAAAAAUAAUCUCAAUGAUGAUAACGUUUUUCAGAGCUAUGGAUUGGCUAUUCUCUACAAUCAACAAGAUCUAAAGCGAUCAUGUGAGACAAUUAUUGGACUCAACACAAAUGCGAUAUUCCAGUCAACUGGUUUUCUGGCUUGUAAUCAAAAGGUUUUGGCUGAAGUUUUGAAGCUGAAUUGGUUGUCAUGCACAGAGAUCGAUCUCUUCGAGUCAUGCAUGUCUUGGGUUAAUGGAACUAGCAAACAGAAUGAAUUGACUAAAGAGCUAGUGCAAGCUCAACUUUGUGAUUUGUUUUACGAAAUUCGUUUUGGGUCGAUAUCAUUGAAGGUAUUUGCUGCAUUGGUUUCAACAUAUGGAACAAUUUUUACGGAUGCUGAAUAUACAGAUAUUAUUCAAAUAAUCGCAGGCAAUGAAAUUCAAGCGACAAAGUUCAACAAAAUUCGUGUCAAACGCUUUAAAUUAGAUCCAUGGUCCAUGGAAGAAUGCACAUAUGUUCCAAUGGAAAUAACUAUAGUUGAAGUAUCCAAUUCCGAGGACCUCAAAGAUGAAGUCGUGAAAUACGAUGGAGAAGCCACAUUGAAGAGUUCAGGUCAAACAAUCGUUAUUUUGCCCAAUGCGAUUUUCAUUAAACCAGGAUUUAUAUACGAAAUUCGAUUGAAGCUAAAUCCUCCAAAAAACUGUGCCACAG